Messenger RNA from Haplochromis burtoni (Burton's mouthbrooder), 6191 nucleotides. It is a transcript of the gene esr1, whose product is annotated as estrogen receptor 1. Gene Ontology annotation, molecular function: nuclear estrogen receptor activity; DNA-binding transcription factor activity; zinc ion binding. The transcript is spliced from 10 exons. Gene Ontology annotation, biological process: steroid hormone receptor signaling pathway; regulation of DNA-templated transcription. Gene Ontology annotation, cellular component: nucleus. Lineage: Eukaryota; Metazoa; Chordata; Actinopteri; Cichliformes; Cichlidae. The record is from RefSeq and is a predicted model, not a curated record. The coding region runs from base 2211 to 3959 and encodes 582 amino acids.
UUUUUUUUUUUGUAUACUAAUAGCUAUUUUGUUAAUUUGUCCAUAUUGAAAUGAAUGCAUUUCUGAAAGUGCUAUAACUAAAUUUAAGGAUAUAAUUCCUCCACUGUAACCUUCUUGAAUACCACGUGCCAACACAGUGCAGAGUAGCUGCCUAAACUCGACAUUAUUGUAAGGACUUUACCAUUAUUAUAUGGUCCUUUACCUUACAGUGUGAAGCACCUUGAGGUGACUGCUGUUGUGAUUUGAUCUUAAAUUUGACCUGUAUUUUAGGUCUUGCAUGUAACAGUGUAACAGGAGAGUUUAAUUUACAUGUAUACACAGCAAAAUAUAAAGACCCAGUUAACCUUAAUGUUAAAACAAUGAACAAAUACAUUUGUAAACACACAAUCUCUUAUAAGAUAGUCAGUUCACCAGGAUUGUGACUUUAGUCUGUAUUUAUAAGAGUGUUUUCCUGAUGACCUUUCAUUUACUCAGGUCGGGUUGGACCAAGAAAAAUGGCCAACAAAACAGCUGGAAAUGCUGCAGUAUGUGCAUUACAAUUCAGAAUGAGCUGUAACAACACUGGCAUAAUUUAGGCUGCUCUGAUGCUUUGUGAAUGUGGUACCUUAUGAAAAUGAGGCCUUAUUACUGCAGGAAGCAUCUUAUCUUGAAUCAUUUAGGUGAUUUAGCUGUUUCAUUUCUCACCCUUCAUUUUCUUUUCCCCUGGUGUAACAAUGUCUUCAUUUUACUCUAGGGAAAAUAGAAAAAAAUCAUCAGGGCCACUUGUUUUCCACUUGACCUGACAUGUCCUGAAAAUUGGGCUGUUUACACAAGAAAGAUGUACCACAGAGAAAGGAAAAUUAGGGCUCUGUGUCAAGUUUUCUCCCCCACUUGGUGGUAGCCAUUAAUUAUUGCAUGAGAACAUAUUUGACUUUAUAAAUUUCUCACAUAAAUUACAACAUGUCUCACUUGAGUAGCAAGAAGACGUGAAUUCAAAUGGCCCAAAAAAUUUUUGUGCGUCUUUCUGUCAUUGACUCUGAAAUCUGUAAACAGUUAUUUUUUACAUUUAAUUUUUAUCAACAGUGGUUGGUCGGUCCCUUGGCUUUGUUUAUGUACACAUAGUGUUCUGCUUCGCCUGUGAUUUGAACAGAUAAAGUGAUGAUUAACUGGUCCAUGCUGUGGAUCUGUAACUUAUAUCAACCUUCCCCUAAUGGAAUGUGACUCAGAAGGUAUCUUUUAAAAUUUCUCUCAGAUUUAUUGGAAUUUUUAACGAGAAGAAAUAAAUGUGAAGCAUAAAAAUGAUUAUCAAUCUCUUCAUUGGGGAUUGAUUGUGUAAUUACUCGCUGUCAGAAAGAGAUUUGACCUCCUGCUUUGUUUGCUGUGUUAUGGUGACCUGGCACUUAAACGCACCACGGUUAUCGAUUUGGCUGUAUCUUUAAUUUGUUUAUCCUUUUUUUCAAACCUUUCCACUGUUCCCAUUGUGUCCAAUGAGCUCAACUAAAUGCCUGUGAGGCAAGCAGAGCCAGUACAUUGUACAGCACAUAGGAGGAUGCUUCGUUUGUAAGUGGUGAGUAGUAGUAUAGUAGUAGUAAUGGUAGAUUGUGGUUUUCUUUCAGCCUCUGCUGUUGUUGUUGUAAACUGUCCACAGUGAUUUCUUUAAAUCUCACUGGAAAUAGACUGGCAGUACAUCACAUCUGUCCUGUGCUGCUAUCGGCUGAACAAAUAAUGAAUAAGCAGUCAACUUUUCUCAGCAAAACAGGUGCAACCAGUGACAAUUCUUCCAUAUUACACAAAUGACGAGUGGGAACUGUGGCACGCAUGAGAAGACACGAGUUGUUUGUGAAUGACUAUUUUUUUUCUCCCUCUGUCCCACCAGCCUUUCUCCCUCUCACACUUUGGUGAAGAUGUAUUAGAAAAGAAGGAGCUGCUUUGCUGACAAAAAAUAAAUAAAAUACGGGAAGAGUAGUUUAAAACUCUUUUUAUUUUGUUCUUUUGGAGCUUAGUGACCAGAAGCUGAAGGCAGACACAAAAAAGCUGAAUAACAGUGGAGCUUUCAAGUUGUCUGACAAGCUUUGUUGGAGAGAAGAGACCCAGAGAGCAAGCAGAGCCCAGCGCAGAGCAGACAGCCGUGCGGACCAGUACUCAGACCCAGGGACAGCCCAGCCUCCUCAGAGCUGGAGCCCCACUCUCCAACUCGCGUCUCGCCAUCGCUGUGUGCCCCCCUCAACGACAUGUACCCCGAAGAGAGCCGGGGGUCUGGAGGGGUAGCCACUGUGGACUUCCUGGAAGGGUCUUAUGACUAUGCCGCCCCCACCCCUGCCCCGACUCCUCUUUACAGCCACUCCACCACUGGCUGCUACUCGGCUCCUCUGGACGCUCAUGGACCACCGUCCGAUGGCAGUCUUCAGUCCCUGGGCAGUGGGACAACCAGUCCACUUGUGUUUGUGCCCUCCAGCCCACGGCUGAGCCCCUUUAUGCACCCGCCCAGCCACCACUAUCUGGAAACCACUUCAACACCCGUCUACAGGUCCAGCCAUCAGCCGGUUCCCAGAGACGACCAGUGUGGUACCCGUGAUGAGGCAUACGGCUUGGGCGAGUUGGGAGCUGGAGCUGGGGGGUUUGAAAUGACCAAAGAGACGCGUUUCUGCGCUGUGUGCAGUGACUACGCGUCUGGAUACCACUAUGGGGUGUGGUCUUGUGAGGGCUGCAAGGCCUUCUUCAAGAGGAGCAUCCAGGGUCACAAUGACUAUAUGUGCCCAGCGACAAAUCAGUGCACCAUUGACAAGAAUCGGAGGAAGAGCUGCCAGGCUUGCCGUCUUAGGAAGUGCUACGAAGUGGGCAUGAUGAAAGGAGGUAUGCGUAAGGACCGCGGACGUGUUUUGCGGCGUGAAAAACGACGGGCCUACGACAGAGACAAACCAGCCAAAGACCUGCCACACACAAAGGCGCCCCCUCAUGAUGGAAGGAAGCAUGCAACGAGCAGCAGCAGUACAAGUGGUGGAGGAGGAAGAUCCUCUUUAAAUAGCAUACCUCCUGAUCAGGUGCUCCUCCUGCUCCAGGGUGCUGAGCCUCCAACCCUGUGCUCUCGUCAGAAGAUGAACCAACCCUACACGGAGGUCACCAUGAUGACCCUACUCACCAGCAUGGCCGACAAGGAGCUGGUUCACAUGAUCGCCUGGGCCAAGAAGCUUCCAGGUUUUCUGCAGCUGUCUCUUCACGAUCAGGUGCUGCUGCUGGAGAGCUCGUGGCUGGAGGUGCUGAUGAUCGGGCUCAUUUGGAGGUCCAUCCACUGUCCUGGCAAACUCAUCUUCGCACAGGACCUCAUCCUGGACAGGACUGAAGGCACAUGCGUCGAGGGCAUGGCCGAGAUCUUCGACAUGCUGCUGGCCACAGCGUCCCGCUUUCGGAUGCUCAAGCUCAAACCUGAGGAGUUUGUCUGUCUCAAAGCUAUCAUUUUGCUAAACUCCGGUGCCUUUUCUUUCUGCACUGGCACAAUGGAGCCCCUUCACGACAGCGCGGCAGUGCAACACAUGCUGGACACCAUUACCGAUGCACUCAUAUUUCAUAUCAGCCAAUUGGGGUGCUCGGCUCAGCACCAGUCAAGAAGACAGGCCCAGCUGCUCCUGCUGCUCUCCCACAUCAGGCACAUGAGCAACAAAGGCAUGGAGCACCUCUACAGCAUGAAGUGUAAGAACAAAGUGCCUCUGUACGACCUGCUGCUGGAGAUGCUGGAUGCUCAACGCAUCCAUCGCCCAGUCAAACCAUCUCAGUCCUGGUCCCAGGGUGACAGAGACUCUCCCAACACCAGCAGCAGCGGCGGGGGUGGCGGCGAUGAUGAAGGCACCUCCUCGGCUGGUUCCAGUUCAGGACCUCAAGGCAACCACGAGAGCCCGAGGUGUGAGAACCUGAGCAGAGCGCCCACAGGUCCAGGUGUCCUGCAGUACAGGGGGUCCCAUUCCGACUGCACCCCCAUCCUAUGAAGGUUUAAAGUCAUUUUUAUGGAUGGUUUGUGUAGAGAAUUUUUAAAAAAAAAGGGGUUGGUGAAUUAAAGAUGGUGGUUAUAGUCGAGUUUGCAUGAGAGAAUAUUUAUAAAUGAGGUGAUUUUUAUAGCUGUUUAGUGAGAACCUUCUCAUUGGAAUUGCACAGCAGUCUGAAUUUCAGUGCUGUCAGCCUUGUACGCUGCCUUUAAUGAUACCUGUGAUUUUCAAUCAGCUUUCCAGUACCGCUUAUCAUUUCCAAAACAGCAGAUGUUUAAUGUGGUGCUCUGUUAGCUACGGUGAUUUCAAACAAUGAGCAGCUAAUCUUUCUGUUUAUUCGCCUCGACCAAAGUGCACUUCCUCUGUGAUUUAAGAGGCUGAUGGGCAUUAUUUUUUCAUAUAAAGGAAAUAAAAGAGAAAGAAUUACGCAGGAAAUGAUGGUAAAACUAGUUCAAAUGAACGUGGAAUUCGUUGUGCUUAGAUGCCGGUAUUGUUAAAAAGUAGAUAUCAGGUAAUGUGGGUGAGCGCACCCAAUUUUUUCUCAGAUAUAUCUGAGAAAAAAUAUUUUAGUGAUGGCAAUUUUGAAGUGAGGAGUGGGAGAGGAUGUAUCUGUUGAAUUUUAAGUUGGCAGAAAUUGUGCGAUCGAGUCCUAAAUAUCAGUUGGCUGUUUGUUGGGUAACGUCUGUGUACAGGAGGAUUGUUCUCUGUGCUAACCUACGUCAAAUCCUUUUUCCUUACUCUGUUAUGUGGCCGUCCGUGUUCACUGUGCACGUGUGUGGUUAGCAGAGAGACUACACGCUGAAACAGGUAAUAACGGUGUUAAAAAGGAAGUCUCCAAAAUGAAUAUAUGUCAACCUAAUUUCUGUUUAAAUUGCAGAAUUUGAUGCAGCUGAAGAAAUGAAACACCUAAAAGGAAGUUUAUCAGAUUUUUUUUCUCUUUUAGUUGGCUUACAAAUUCCUGAGGUCACGUAUUCAAACUAUUUUUGGGUCUGACUAACAGCCUGAAAUGGUUUCAACACACAGUGAGGACAAAUUUAACAGCCAGCUUGCCAACUUUAGAUUAGCUGCAACAGUGCAGUCAGCCUGGGGGUUGUUUAGCCUCUGAAUAAUUUGCUACAACAUGCCACUCAACGUUUUAGGCUUAAAAUCUUGCAUCAGAUUAAAUGCACAUUUUGGACUGCAUAGAGUAUACCAAUAUACGUUAUAUAUUGGUUGCACUGUGCAAAAGUCUUGAUUCGACCCUCAUUUGUUUUUAUUUUUCUAGGAAAAUGAGAAAUAGAUGCAGGGAUUUGUUGGAACCUGUGAAAACAAGCAUAAAAAUACAGUAUAUAAGGUAAAAACAGAGUUUGUACAGAUGUAAUGAGCUUGAAAGUCAAGAUUUGCUCUAACCACGUUUAUUUUUUAAAGCAGCCUUAACUGGCUUAGGCAAACUUUCUUGUGAUUUCUUUAAGUAGUCUUCAGGAAUAGUUCUCUAGGCUCAUUAAAGGACAUUCAAAACUCUUCUUUGAAUGUUGGCUGCUUUUUGUUCUCUUGUCUAUGAAGACGACCUCACACUGUUUUGAUAAUUAAGGUCCGGGCUCAGGGAGAGACGCUUUCCAGAUAGUAUCAAUCCCUUAUGCUACUUUUGUGCAUUCACAAUUCCUUCAAUUUUGAGAAGAUCUCCAACCCCACUGGCUGAAAUGCAGCCCCAAAACCCUGACAGAACGUCCACUCACAUUCUCUGUUGUUCCUCUCUCCUGACCUUCUCGGCACAUAUUUAAAAUGAAUUGAACCAAAAGUUUAGGUUUAUCAGCUCUUUUAUCAGAAGGACUUCACUUUCCCUUACUGUUCAUCUGCUAAUCAGAAAUAUUACUUCUUCUUUUGUCCUCCAGCUUUUAAGUUUCCGGAAUUUUGCAAACCCUGUUGGGAUACGCUGGGAUAGGUUUUUGGGAAAUAGCUCUUUCGGAAUCACCUUGUUGUUGCCAAAAUACAUUGUCUGCCUGCCAAACUGUGGUAUUCUUGGUAUUUUUGAUAUAUUUGGCAAAAGAAAUGGGAACAAAUGAUGAUUAAACUUUUGCAACAGGAUGCUAGCAACAAAGCUCAGGGGAGUUUAAAAGUGCUGCUUUGCUAAAUUGUCUGUACUGUUUAGACACAGCACUGGUCCAUCUCUUGAGUUAGGUGCCUUUUUUUAUGCUUAAUUGAUUUAUGGGUUAGUGUUAAAGAAAAAAAUAUGGUGUGAAAGAACCAAUGUCCAAA